GCUGUCACAGAGGUCGUAUAUUGACAAAUUGGUUCAACCGUACCAAAUUCAGACGGUUGGCAACUAUCCAGAAGUGCCAAGAAACCCCUACCAUGAGCUGAAGCCUUUCGACGGCCAGGCCGACGAAGAUACCAAACGACUGUAUCAGAGGAAGGUUGGUAGCGUACUGUACGCAGCGAUAACCUCACGACCGGACGUCGCAGAGGCCGUCUGCAGACUGGCUCAAUACAUAUGUGCUGGCGGUAAAACCCAAUUACUAAAGCACUGAUUGCCGUCGCUCGAAAGAUUAUAUUCAUAGGCUGUACAAAGCGAGGAGAGGUAAAGGAGAUCAACACGCGAUAUAUG
Messenger RNA from Pseudomassariella vexata, 345 nucleotides. RefSeq lists its product as uncharacterized. The record is from RefSeq and is a predicted model, not a curated record. The transcript has a single exon. NCBI's taxonomy places the organism in Eukaryota, Fungi, Ascomycota, Sordariomycetes, Amphisphaeriales, Pseudomassariaceae. The annotation marks the transcript as partial.